Molecule: messenger RNA, 1382 nt
Organism: Cyprinodon variegatus (sheepshead minnow)
Lineage: Eukaryota; Metazoa; Chordata; Actinopteri; Cyprinodontiformes; Cyprinodontidae
Gene: cyb561d1
Product: cytochrome b561 domain-containing protein 1
Exons: 3
Coding region: 182-886 (234 amino acids)
Molecular function (GO): transmembrane monodehydroascorbate reductase activity
Source: RefSeq, a predicted model, not a curated record
UGGCUCCGAGUUUAAUGAAAGGCGCAGAUAUUCUGGACGGACUGGUUUCUGUGCUUCCUGGAUUAUACCGGAAGUAGCAGCGCGUGGCGAUUGUGAUCGAGGCUCGCGUCCGCUUCAGAGGCGCAUGGACGCCCACAGCUCAGCCUCCAUCCUGCAGGGCUGACGGAGCAGCAGCAGCAGCAUGAUGCCGUCUGAGGUGGAGUACAGCCCGGUGGGAGAGGGGCUGGGCAUGCGGGACUUCUGGCUCUAUGCGUGGCUCCGCAGAGCGGCUCUGAUCUUGGCUCAUCUCAGCGGCCUGGGCCUCAGCCUCAGCAUCUCGGUUCUGUCCAGACCAGGAACCAGUGAGUGUAGCUGGCACUCGUACUGCUCCUCUCUGCAGUACUGCUUGUGUAUGACUGAAGGGAUCCUGCUCUUCUCCGCUGAGGGAACCAUCUUCUGCCUGAAGUCCCGGAAGAGUAAAGUCCGUUUCCACUGGUUGUGUCAGGCGCUGGCCCUGUUAGCCGCCGCCGUCGGCCUGGGCUUCAUAGUGGCCAGUAAGAACGUCUCUGAGCUGCCCCACCUGGUGUCGUGGCACAGCCUGCUGGGGUCCUGCACGCUGGCUGCCUCCCUGCUUCAAGCAGCCUGCGGCGUCUGCCUGAUCUUCCACAAGCAGCUGCGGCUCUCCGCCUCCCUGGCCAGACUCAAGCUGUACCACGCCACCUGCGGCCUGCUGGUCUACCUGCUGGCCACUGUGACGGUCAUGUUGGCCAUGUUCUCAGACUGGUUCCAGGCCACGGUGAGGGGGGGAGUGUGGUGGGUUCUGGUCAUGCUGCCGCUCAUCCCUGCUCUGGUGGCGAUGAACCAGAUCACCAACGCCUACCUGCCUCGCAAGAAGCUGAGCAGCUAGCCUCGGCCUGGUCAACAUUCACUGUCCAUCAGACGACUCAACUACCUGAAGAGUUUUUAAUUUAAACGUAAAACUUUGUUUCUAAAGCUUUGAUGAGAACAGUUUCUUACUUCUUUCCGUCCUGUUUUACCAAGUCCACACAGACGCCAACUAGUGGUGAACGGGGCAAAUGCAGUACGGAGCAUCAGAUGGAGACCUGAAUGUGUGCAGCAACCUUAAAUAGUGGAAGAUGAAGCUAAAAGUAUUUCCUCUCUAUGAGGAUCAGCUGCUGCAAUAAAGAUGCUGAGGAUGACUUUAAACCUGUUAGGGGCAUUCUUUAGAUUAACUGGCCUAUUUAAUAUAAAACAGGUGCUGUGCUGUGGGGGGAAAAAAAACGCUUUUGGAUUCGAUGCCUGGUGGUGGAACAAGAGAUUCAAGUAAAUAAAUUAACAAACUGAUGAGCAGCAGCUGCAGAGGAUCCAAGAGAGGAUUUCCUCCAGAAUCAAAGCUGGUGGAG